Molecule: messenger RNA, 897 nt
Organism: Eimeria maxima
Lineage: Eukaryota; Apicomplexa; Conoidasida; Eucoccidiorida; Eimeriidae
Product: WD repeat domain-containing protein, putative
Exons: 3
Coding region: 1-897 (298 amino acids)
Source: RefSeq, a predicted model, not a curated record
AUGGCUGUUGGGUGUAUAGAGACAGGCAGCAGAGUAACAUUAGUAAGAUUUAUAUCUGCUGCUGUUGCACCUGCAGCAGCAGCAAGUGCAGCAGCAGCAGCAAGAGCAGCAGCAACAGCAAGAGCAGCAUCAGCAGCAGCAAGAGCAUCAUUAGAUACAUUAGAAGAUCCAUAUGAUUCAUCUGGUGUAACAGCAGCAACAGCAGCAGCAGCAGCAGCAGCAGCAGAUUUAGCAGCAGCAGAAGAAGCAAGAGAAAGAGAAGAAGGAGAAGCAGCAGCAGCAGCAGCAGAACUUCUUGUUGUCUGCAGCGACAACGAUAUACGCCUAUACUCGCUGCAGCAAAUCUUAGCAGCAGCAGCAGCAAAACCAGGAGCAUUGCUGCAUGUACAACCUCUGCAGCAAUAUUCAUGGGGAAGUAAAUUCUUCCCUCGUGCUGUUGAUGUUACUAGUGCUCCUUGUGGUGCUCCUUGGGGUCCAUUAAUAGCAUUAGGGUUAGAUGAGGAUUCGUCGGACUCGGAUGGAGACAUGGAGGGGACAGGCAGCAGCAGCAGCAGCAGCAGCAGCAGCAGCAGCAGCAGGGAUAUUGUUGGGAUCGGUGGGAUCGAUCCCCAAUAUCUUGGACCCCACACAUCUAGUUCUUAUCUGCAGCAGCACCAUCAGUAUAACCGUCACCAUUAUAGCCAACUGCAGCAGCAGCAGCAGCAGCAGCAGCAGCAUGACCAGCAGCAGCAGCAGCACCACCGCAACAGACGCCAGAAGGGCAGCCAUACUCUCCUCUUCUGUGUCCCCUCAGCAGCAAAAGUUCAAGAAUUACGCAAAAAGGAGACACCCCAACUAUUACCUCAUAUCAUGGAUCAUUUCCUGACGUAUGUUUUGCUAAUUUAUCCAUGGAUUUAG